Octodon degus (degu) is the source of this 720-nucleotide messenger RNA. RefSeq names its product desumoylating isopeptidase 2 (gene Desi2). Gene Ontology annotation, molecular function: deubiquitinase activity. Bases 17 to 553 code for a protein of 178 amino acids. The record is from RefSeq and is a predicted model, not a curated record. Lineage: Eukaryota; Metazoa; Chordata; Mammalia; Rodentia; Octodontidae. The transcript is spliced from 4 exons. Gene Ontology annotation, biological process: protein deubiquitination.
AUUCUCUUAGUACUGGAUGAAUGAAUACACUUCAUCCAUUGGAAUUGGAGUUUUUCAUUCAGGAAUUGAAGUAUAUGGUAGAGAAUUUGCUUAUGGUGGCCAUCCUUACCCUUUUUCUGGAAUAUUUGAAAUUUCCCCAGGAAAUGCUUCUGAACUAGGAGAAACAUUUAAGUUUAAAGAAGCUGUUGUUUUAGGGAGCACUGACUUCCUAGAAGAUGAUAUAGAAAAAAUAGUAGAAGAACUGGGAAAAGAAUACAAAGGCAAUGCCUAUCAUUUGAUGCAUAAAAAUUGCAAUCACUUCUCUUCAGCUUUAUCAGAAAUACUUUGUGGGAAAGAGAUUCCUCGCUGGAUCAAUCGCCUUGCCUACUUCAGCUCCUGUAUACCCUUUCUACAGAGCUGCCUCCCAAAGGAGUGGCUCACUCCCGCGGCCCUGCAGUCCAGCGUCAGCCAGGAGCUCCAGGAUGAACUGGAAGAAGCAGAGGAUGCUGCCGCAUCUGCUGUCAUGGCGAGCACUGCAGCGGGCUCCAGACCUGGGCGCCACACUAAACUAUAAAUAUCUCCAGAGUCACACCUGCAGAACUGGCUCUGGCAGUUGAAUAUCACUAGAGAAAAUUAAAUAUAGUAAGCAUCCUUUGGAUAUUUUGUAUGCAAAGAUGGCUCGCCCCCAAAUCCCAGUUUUUCAGCUCAGGAUUAUAUUUGUAAUCAAAAAAAAAAAAAAAA